Sinocyclocheilus rhinocerous is the source of this 864-nucleotide messenger RNA. RefSeq lists its product as uncharacterized. Bases 1 to 864 code for a protein of 287 amino acids. The transcript is spliced from 8 exons. Gene Ontology annotation, biological process: T cell activation; positive regulation of ERK1 and ERK2 cascade; interleukin-15-mediated signaling pathway. The record is from RefSeq and is a predicted model, not a curated record. Gene Ontology annotation, cellular component: external side of plasma membrane; membrane raft. Lineage: Eukaryota; Metazoa; Chordata; Actinopteri; Cypriniformes; Cyprinidae. Gene Ontology annotation, molecular function: MHC class II protein binding; protein tyrosine kinase binding.
AUGAUUGAAGAGUCUGUGUGUGUUUCAGUCUCUUCUUCAUCCUCCUCAUCCUCACAGACUGAGAUCAGUGCAGGCCGCUCUGUGACUCUCUUCUGUCAGUUGUAUUCAUAUCCUCGAGGCUCUUGUAAUGAUUGGAUCAGUUCUGAGAGAAUUGAGCUGUUCUGGGUGAAUCAGGCUGGUGUUAAACUGACGAGAUCAGACUCCAGAUAUCAGAUAUUAUUCUCAUCAGAUCACUGUAUCAUCACUCUGAAUACAACACUCCUGAAUGAAGAUCACAACAGAGAGUGGAGAUGCAAUGUUACUCAGAGAGAUCAAGUCAAGAGCUCAGUCACAUACACUGUCAAGAGUUCAGCUCAAACUAAAACAGCGACAGCAGUGAUUCCAGUCCACAGCACAAACUCUCAGGAUCCCUCGACUACAAACACACACGUAACUAAAGCUCAAGCUGAUUCACCGGCAGAAGUAACUUCUACUCAAGAUUCAGAUUCAACACUGAUUCCAUUCAGCAGCUCAAACUCUGAGACGACAUCAAGCCGAACUACAGCAGCAGCUCCUACACAAGUGAUUGUGAUUGCUGUCUGCGCUUCAUUCGCUCUUCUCCUUCCUGCUCUGAUUCUUUGGUUGAUGAUUCGUAGAAAAAGAGCCGCUGUCAGAAGAGCGACUGAUGACUCUGUGGAGCAGACAGAUGAUGUGACUUAUACUGACGUCACUGUGUACAGAAAAAAUGGAGCCAAAAAGAACGAGGUUCGCUGUGAUGAUAAAGUGACUUACGCUUCCAUCAGAGGAACAAAAGCUAAAGCUCAGGACAACUGCAGUCAACUUUAUGCCUCUGUGAAGAAGAACCAUCACAAAUCAGACAAAUAA